UCCAUUUUGGUGAUGGUGAAUCAAUUGUUAAGAGACGCGUUAGUCAAGUCAAUUUAUCGAUAAAGUUAAUUUUACUCACCUCUGCAAGUUUUUAAACAUUUUAGUACGUUCAUUUGUUUCAUUAGGCCUAAAAUGGCGGACAGAAUCGACAUGGCUCUGGAUGAUAUAAUAAAAGCAAAUAAAAAAGGAAAAACUGGUGGUGGAGGAGCUGGAAGAAAAUUUGAUGUAAAAAGACCUACUCGUGGGGGCGGAGGUGGAUUUCGUAAUGCCCGUACGGGUGGUAUGUUACGAGGUCGAAAUCGUGGUGGAGUAUCCAAGCCAGCUAACUACACAAGGGACAACCUAUUUCAGGGUGAUGUUAACAGCACUUGGAAACAUGACAUGUUCAAUGACUUCAAUGAUAGGAAGAUACAAAGGAGUGCUCCAAUCACAAUGGGGCCCACUAAACUUUUAGUUUCAAAUUUGGAUUUUGGAGUUUCCGACUCUGACAUACAGGAACUUUUCUCCGAAUUUGGCAUUUUAAAAAGUGCUGCUGUUCACUACGAUAGAUCUGGUAGAUCAUUAGGUACUGCUGAUGUUGUAUUUGAAAGAAGAGCUGAUGCAUUAAAAGCUAUGAAACAGUAUAAUGGAGUGCCACUUGAUGGACGUGCUAUGAACAUUCAAUUGGCCACAUCUGAAAUUAACACAUUUAGAAAUGAAGAAAGAACUAGGCCAACCAUUGGUGGAGGACCCAUACGAAGAAAUUUAAAUAGAGGAGGUGGAAACAGGCCACAAAGUGGUAGUGCUGGUGGUCGUGGAGGGGGGCGACGUGGAGGUCGUGGUGGAGGAGCACCACGUGGAAGGCGACCAGUUCCAACAGCUGAACAAUUAGAUGCAGAACUAGAUGCAUAUGUAAAAGAAAUAAAGUGAUACAAGUUUUACUACACCUAAUUAUAGAUAAUUGACAUACCUAAUUGUAAGAUACUAAUAAGUUGGUAUUAUAAUUAAAAUGUACAUGUUUGGUUUUUAUAACCUAGACUAUUUCCAGUUUUGACUGUGUCAGUUAAGAUGCAACAUCUGAUUUGAUCAAAAACAUAUUUUUAUUAAAGUAAUAACCAAA
Vanessa atalanta (red admiral) is the source of this 1099-nucleotide messenger RNA. RefSeq names its product THO complex subunit 4 (gene Ref1). Lineage: Eukaryota; Metazoa; Arthropoda; Insecta; Lepidoptera; Nymphalidae. The transcript is spliced from 4 exons. The record is from RefSeq and is a predicted model, not a curated record. Gene Ontology annotation, biological process: mRNA export from nucleus. Gene Ontology annotation, molecular function: mRNA binding. Gene Ontology annotation, cellular component: nucleus. Bases 133 to 909 code for a protein of 258 amino acids.